Prosopis cineraria is the source of this 2532-nucleotide messenger RNA. Its product is annotated as probable disease resistance protein At4g27220. NCBI's taxonomy places the organism in Eukaryota, Viridiplantae, Streptophyta, Magnoliopsida, Fabales, Fabaceae. The transcript is spliced from 2 exons. The record is from RefSeq and is a predicted model, not a curated record. Gene Ontology annotation, molecular function: ADP binding. Bases 1 to 2532 code for a protein of 843 amino acids.
AUGGCAGAGAUUGGUGCCAAUAUUGCAACAACAUGUGCCGAAAGAUUGGUUGAUUUAGGAAUGAAGGAGCUGCCAUAUUUGUGUUGUUACAAUAGUUAUGUUGAAGGUUUUGAAAGGGAAAAGGGAAGAUUGUCAGCUGAAGUGGAGAGUAUGCGUAAAGAAAUAGAAGAAGCUAAAACAAGAAAUGAAACUGAGGUUGACCCUGUAGUUCAGCACUGGCUUGAAGAAGGGGAUGGCAUUAUUCACAAAGACAGUAAACCAAAGAAAUGGUUUGGUUUCUGUGUCAAUUGCUUUUCCCAAUAUUCGCGAGCCAAGGAGCUAGAGAGUGCGAAGAAAGAGAUUCAAACACUAAUUCGUCAACGCAAGAACUUCCCUCAAGUUGCCCAUUUAGUUGGAGCUCCAGGCAUGGCAUAUCAUUCUCAAGAGUUUCUACACUUUGAGAGCAGAGCUUUGAAAUUUGAACGACUUAAGGCGGAAAUUAAAGAUGAACACAAUCAUAUGAUUGGAUUGCAAGGAAUGGGAGGAACGGGGAAAACCACAAUGGCAAAAGAAGUUGGGCAACAAGUUGAAUCAAAGCCCUUCGACAAAGUCAUCUUCACCAAUGUGUCUACCCCUGUGGAUGAAAAAAGGAUUCGAGAUGAUGUUGCGAAGCAAUUGGGAUUGCAAUUAGAGGAAGAAAAGAAAUUAACACAUGCGCAACAAAUAUGGACCAAGAUUGCGAAUGCUGGGAGGGUACUCAUAAUACUUGAUGAUGUCUGGGAAAAGCUCAAUCUUGAGAGCAUAGGGAUUCAGCCUGGCUUCCAUCGCAAGGGUACCUGUAAUAUUUUGCUAACCACGCGUAAUGAGAAUGUUUGUACCCAAAUGGAUUGCCAAAAAAGGAAGAUUAUUCACCUAGAUGCCUUACCUGAGAAAGAUGCAUUGAAUCUUUUCCUUUUUCAUGCUAUUGAAAUUGGUCAGGAUUGUCCUGAUGAUUUGAAAAAAGUGGCAUUGGAUAUUGUGAAUGAGUGUGGAAGAUUACCAGUUAUCAUUGUAGCAGUGGCAAAAACCUUAAGAGACUGGCCUAUAAAAGAAUGGCAGGAUUCUUUGAUAGCACUAAGAAAUACUGAACCAUCAAGGCACAAGAUUGUUGAUGAAGUUGCAAUGAGGUUUUAUAAUUCUUUAAAGUUAAGCUAUACUUCUCUAAAAGAUAGAAAAGCCCAGGUUCUCUUCUUGUUGUGUUCAAUAUUCCCAAAAGCUUACGAAAUACCUGUAGAGCUUUUAAGCAAAAUUGCUAUAGGUAUAGGCCUCUUUGGAGAAGUUGACAAAUAUAAUAUAGCAAGAAGUCAAGUGAAUGUGGUUAAAAACAAGCUCAUAAAUUCUUCUUUAUUGUUGAAGGCUGGUAAAGAAUGUGUAAAGAUGCAUGAUGUAAUUCACGAAGUGGCCCUGGAGAUAGCAAAUAAUGAGAUUGAAGUGAUUGAGGAUUCUAAGAAAAAAUUGAAGGAGAAUAUGAAAUAUUCAUCCUGUAUCAUAGAUGACUUUUCGAAUUGUUUUGAUGGAAGACAACUUGAGGUUCUCUUAAUAUGGAUCAAUAAAAUUGGUUCUUUGAAAGUUCCAAGUGAAUUCUUUAGAAGUAUGAAGAGUCUUAAGGUGUUGCUUUUGUUUUCUAAGAUUGAGUUUGGGAGAACUUCAGCUCUGUCAUUGCCAAAAUCAAUUCAGUCACUAAAAAAUAUCAAAACUCUGUCCCUCACCAAUUGGGAAUUAGGUGAUAUAUCUGUGCUGGAAAACUUACAAAUGCUGGAGACUCUGGAAUUGUUUAAUUGUUUAAUAAUUGAACUACCUAAUGGAGUUAGUGAGCUUAAAACAUUGAGAUAUUUAGGCUUGGUACAUUGCUCGAUUGAAAGGAAUAAUCCAUUUGAAGUGAUUACAAGAUGCUCACAACUAGAAGAAUUGUAUUAUGUUUUGAAUGAGGAUCAUAUGCUCGAGGACGAAGAGGUUUCUCAAAUUACAUCCCUUCCAGAAUAUCAAAGAUAUCAUAUAGAUGGUGGUGACUUCUCUUAUUUUUAUUCUCCUCGGUUGGAUAUUUCAAUAAAAAAGAGUUUUAAACCAGACAAGUUACAAUUUAUAUUCUCCAAAGAACUGAUGAAGUCAUUAGCAACAAGAGCAGAGAUUCUAAAGUUAAAAGAAGAUGUUGAAACGGGUCAGAACAGUCUUAUUCCUGGCAUUGUUUCAAUUGAACAUGGAGCUAUGUGUGACUUAAUCAAGCUUUCUUUGACAUCUUGGUCUGAAAUAAAGUGUUUGGUCCUUGCUGAGAAUCUUCAACUUAAAUCUGGUGUGAAUAUCUUCUCCAAGUUACUUGAAUUGCAACUUAAUGAGGUGACGAUAAGAGAAAUAUGUUGUGGUCGUUAUCCUGAUGGCUUUCUCAAGCAACUAGAAAAGCUGGAGUUAAGGCAUUGUCGAAUGAUGGAAGCUAGAAACAUUAAAGAUCAGUUAUUGUUCUCAGCUGAAAUGCAUAUUAAGGGAAGAGGGAUCAUCAAUAGAGGAGAAAGUGGAUGA